Molecule: messenger RNA, 2032 nt
Organism: Rhododendron vialii
Lineage: Eukaryota; Viridiplantae; Streptophyta; Magnoliopsida; Ericales; Ericaceae
Product: tricyclene synthase EBOS, chloroplastic-like
Exons: 7
Coding region: 10-1815 (601 amino acids)
Biological process (GO): diterpenoid biosynthetic process
Molecular function (GO): terpene synthase activity; magnesium ion binding
Source: RefSeq, a predicted model, not a curated record
ACUUAAUUUAUGCAAAUGUCACUCCAUCUGUUCUCCGUGCCAAUCCGAUCGAUCCCUUCAUCAAAACUUGGCCUUCCACCGCAACUCACACGGAAAUCUGUACGCUGCACUCGUACAAGAUUGCGCCUCCAAUCCUCAGAAAUGGCAGAUAAAGAUUCACAGCAGACUUCUCAAAGGCGAUCUGCGAAUUAUCAGCCAACUGCUUGGAAUUCUGAUUUUAUCAAGUCCUUAAAAAAUCACAAUGUUGAUGAAAAACAAAUGCAGAGGGCAGAGAAACUGAAGGGGGAGGUAAAGGCUAUGAUUGGGGAUGCAGAUGUAAAUCCAUUGACAAUACUAGAGCUAAUAGAUGAUAUCCAACGGUUGGGACUGAGCCAUCACUUUCAGAAGGAUAUCACGAGAGCACUAGAUAGAAUUCUUAUGUCUGUGAUUAAUGGAACUAAUCUGAGGGAAGAUCAACUGAUUAGUGUUCAUGCCAUUGCUCUCUGCUUUAGGCUCUGUAGACAACAUGGUUAUGAGGCCUCUCAAGAUGUGUUUCAGAGAUUCAAGGACAAAAGUGGAAACUUCAUGGAAUCCCUAUGCCAGGACACCAAGGGAUUGCUCAGUCUGUAUGAAGCUUCUUAUCUUUCUUUUGAGGGAGAAAACCUUAUGGAAGAGGCCAAAGUAUUCACAAACAAACAUCUGAAGGGCAUAAAGGGAAAGAUAGUGGACAAAGACCUUGUGGAACAAAUAGAUCAUGCACUAGAAAUGCCUUUGCACCACAGGGUGUUGAGGCUUGAGGCUAGGUGGUAUGUAGAAGCUUAUGGUAAAAGAAAGGAUGCAAAUCAUUUGCUGCUUGAAAUGGCUAAGUUGGAUUUGAACAUGGUGCAGUCAUUACUCCAAGGAGAGCUCAAAGACAUGUCAAGGUGGUGGGAAGAUAUAGGCUUGGGGAAAAAGUUGAGUUUUGCAAGGGACAGACUGAUGGAGUGCUUCUUUUGGAGUGUGGGAAUGGUUUUCGAUCCUAAAUUCAGUGAUUGCCGAAAGAGUAUAACGAAAUUGGGAGCAAUCAUAACUACAAUUGAUGAUGUCUACGACAUCUAUGGAUAUUUGGAUGAACUACAACUCUUCACAGCUGCUGUCGACAAAUGGGAUAUAAAGGCUGUGGAAACCCUUCCGGACUACAUGAAGUUGUGCUUCCUAGCUCUCUACAACACUACAAAUGAAAUAGCUUAUGACAUUCUUAAACAAAAAGGAGUGAACAUCAUUCCAUACUUAACAAGAGCGUGGGUAGAUUUAUGUAAAGCAUUCUUGUUGGAAGCAAAGUGGUGUUUUGAAAAAGAGACUCCAACGUUUAAGGCAUACCUGGAGAAUGGAGUGGUUUCGGCAUCGAUGAUGCUUAUAUCAGUUCAUGCCUACUUCUUGUUGACCGAAACUAUUACAAAAGAGGCUCUGGAGUGCUUAGAGAAGAAGGAUUACCAUCCUCUCAUGGAAUGUCCAUCUCUCAUUUUUCGACUUUCCAAUGAUUUGGCCACAUCCAAGGCUGAGUUGGAGAGAGGUGAAUCUGUGAACUCAAUCAUGUGUUGCAUGCACGAAACCAGGCUUUCAGAAGAAGAAGCCCGAAAGCACAUAAGGAAAUUGAUUGACGAGACAUGGAAGAAGAUGAGCAAAGAACGAGUAACAGUGGAUUCUCCAUUUGAAAAACCAUUUAUUGAAACAACUAUUAACGUUGCUCGAAUGUCCGAAUGCACUUACCAGAACGGAGAUGGGCAUGGGGCUCCGGAUAAUCAAGCAAAGAACCGGGUCUUAUCAAUGAUAAUUGAACCCAUUACGCCUUGCUAACCAAUGGUUCUCCAGUUUACUACUAAAAAGGAUAACAGAAAUUAAAGUUGGAAGUUUGCACCACCAUCGUGUGUGGCCCCAAUGAUAAUUUAUUGUAAUAAUUUAAAUCAUUCAUUUUGGUUUAUAAAAUUGACGGCCUGGAUUCUGUCAAUAGUUUUUAAUUUAUUCACCUAACCAUUCCAAUAAUUGAAAAAGAAAAUAAGAAAAAGUUGUAACA